AUGACCUCAAACACACCGAACCAUACACGUCCGCGGAAUAAAGAACCCCUGAUCAAUUCGCAGGCCGAUUUUCCGGAAAAGACUCCUGGUAUUAUGAACAACCAGACAGCAAAGAGAUAUGCUUGCGACCGGUGCCGGGAGCAGAAGCUCAAAUGUCCCCGAAGCCAGCCGGAUAGUGGCACCUGCGAGCGCUGUCUCCGUCUGGGUGCCAUGUGUGUCACGAGCAUCGGCCGGCCACUGGGACGGCCUCCAAUACACGCGAACCACCGUGGCCAGGUCGAGGACAGUCGAUCGCUGUACGGCACCCGGAACGGUCGCCCCUCAACGAACCGCGGUGUGCGUGUCACGAUGGGUACAGAUCCUGCGACGACAACACAGAGCCAACCGCCAGAUCCAGGUCCUUCCCAAUUUUUCACUACCGUCAGGGCACUGGAUCACGUUAAUACAGCCUCGGCCAUGUGGUUAGACGCGUCAAACUUCCCGACUGCGAUGCCAGCGUCCGACGAGCCCACCAUCCCCUCUCCACGAGCACAUUCGCACGUCUUCUCCGAGCUAAGCGUCCCCGAUCUCGACUUUGGAGAUCUGAACGACAUGGCAGAGCACCUAAACAGGGAUCUCCACGAGCCAAUGACGGAUGUCGAAGAUAAGGUUUCUGGUCACAGCGAGAUUGCCACGCCCACUACAUCAAAUGCUGGCGAUACGGGGGUCUAUGUGGUAGGCCUCCUCGGCAGUAUUUCCCAUCAGUUGGCCGAGCUCAAGGACCAACCUUGGGAAUCUUGGAAUCCGCAUCUCACGGAAGAUGCCUUUCAGCACGGAAAAGGAACGGAUUCACCCGGAGGGCGAGACCUCAACGUUUGGAAUCGCAUUCUGAACGUAAUCAUGCGAUUUGCAACGGUUCUAGAGACGGUGAAUCCGGCAUCGCCGCCAGCGCUCUCUUUAACACUGAUGCUUUUGUCAACAUACGUUCAACUGGGUGAGCUUUUUGAGGUCGUCUUCAAUCGCAUGAGUAGGUGCCUGCGUGAGGGGUCUGGAUCGGGGACAUCGGCCGCUGCUCCGGCUCCGCUUUCACCACAGCCGACCAGCAUACAGCUCAUGAUGAUGACCCAGGUCUUUGAGUACCAGAUGCAUACUGUGGAGCGACUGCUGGGUCUGCCUGCAGAGUUCCGAAUCUGGGACCGCCGGGAUGGCGCGGUUGAGGGUGGAGCUGGGAUUCUUAGUCGGCAGGAUACUUCUGACAUUGUUCGAGCGGUAAUGAGACAGACCCGAGAAACAUUCCAGACUAUUAGACAGUCAAGCAAUCGUAUAAAAGGCUCUGCUACAUAG
Molecule: messenger RNA, 1323 nt
Organism: Colletotrichum orchidophilum
Lineage: Eukaryota; Fungi; Ascomycota; Sordariomycetes; Glomerellales; Glomerellaceae
Exons: 1
Coding region: 1-1323 (440 amino acids)
Biological process (GO): regulation of DNA-templated transcription
Molecular function (GO): zinc ion binding; DNA-binding transcription factor activity, RNA polymerase II-specific
Source: RefSeq, a predicted model, not a curated record